Paramuricea clavata is the source of this 264-nucleotide messenger RNA. Lineage: Eukaryota; Metazoa; Cnidaria; Anthozoa; Malacalcyonacea; Plexauridae. The record is from the annotation of a GenBank genome assembly.
UCGCUUAAUUUAGAACCUAACUAUCUUGUUGAUAAAACAUUUUUUCAUGUGGGUUGCGGACCGUGCGGUAUGACGAACGACGCGAUGGUUGAAGUUUUUGCAGCGUUGUCCUUGUUUGUUGGUAUUCAAAAUUUAAUGACCCAUCUUGAUACUGGUCUGUAUUUCAAUGUUUUGGAGAUGGUGUGUGCCGUAGGAAGGUAUGACAAAUGUUUGCAUUAUUAUACUGAAGAAAAGGUUAAUGACAAUAGUGGCAAUGGUGUAUGA